This is a messenger RNA of Microcebus murinus (gray mouse lemur), 5575 nucleotides long. NCBI's taxonomy places the organism in Eukaryota, Metazoa, Chordata, Mammalia, Primates, Cheirogaleidae. The record is from RefSeq and is a predicted model, not a curated record.
UUUUUUACUGCUAAGUUGUUUGAGUUUCUUCUAUAUUCUAUUAGUCCCUUGUAGGAUAAAUAGAUUGCAAAUAUUUGCUUUGAUUCAACAGGUUGUCUCUUGACUCUGUUGAUCGUUUCCUUUGCAGUGUGAACAUUUUCUUAUAUUGAUACUGUAGGGGCCAAAGGAAAUUUCCCUCUCACCUUCUGAAAAUGUGACAAAAAAUCAACUCAGAAAAGGCAGAUUAAGUGGAGAUAAGGCAUACAAAUUUAUUAACAUGUAUGUGGGGAGAACCACAGAAUGAUUACCCACCCCUGGGUUCUGAAGCCCUGGCAAAACUGCUUAUGGGAGGGGGGAGAAGAGGAAUUCUGUUGAGGGGAUUACUAGGGAGAAUGAAUGGAUCUGGAACAGAGAGAUUGACUUGUAAAUAGUUCACUUUGGAAUUUCAGUGAUCCUGAGAGGCCUGAGAGGCAGACAUUAUCUUGUGUAAGGGGCUGUUCAGAUAUGGUGACAUUCUUGGUCUUACAGAGAGGAGAAGAAAAAAAACAGUUGUUCUCCUUGUUGAGUCUAAAUCUUAGGUAGGUAAAGGAACUUCAACUUCAUUAUGUACUUUGGGAGAGAAGGUCAGAGAAAGCCUGAGGUUUCUUUAGUUCAAAGCACCAUAGUUUGGAGUAUCAGUUUCUGAGCCUCAACAAUGCAAAGAUUUUGUGCCAUCUGUCUGCAGAGAAGAUAGUAAUACAUCCAUGGAGGAAACCAAGACUCAGAAUAGUUAAGUGACCUGUCUAAGGCCAUCCUACUAGCAAAUGGCUGAGCAGAGGCUUGAACUCUAACAUAAGGUCAUAAGGUGUCUCCCUUCUGGAGUAUUUUACUGCUCGACCUUCUUCAAUAAGUUAUCUCCAUUGAUUUAUCAUCUAGGAAAAAAUUGAAUUUAACUGUAUCUUCUUUUCCUUGGUGCCUCCCAACCUGGGUCAUUGUAUGUAUUCUGAGCAUGUAUUCUUAGCUUUGCAUUUGGUGUUUUGGGAGACCCCUACUUACUUGUCUUUGAUGCCUUAUAAUGCUUACUACAUAGAAUCAUAGAUUCUAAGUGUCCAAAGACACUUUUGCUAGAAGAGAUUUCAACUCCAUUUACCCUAAUCCUGACACUUAACGGAUAGGGAACUGAGAUCCAAAGAGUGUUUGUGAUUUUCCAAAUGUGUCCAGCUUGUUAGUGGUUAACACUCAGUUCACAGCCUAGGUUGAUUGCUUUUAGAUUUUUUCCACCGUUAAAUCUGGGUUAAAAUGAGCACGUUCUUGGAAAGAAAGGAUCAUCGAGUGGUUAUGAGCUACUAACACCAAUGUAUGAAUUAGGCAAUCAGAUCCUUCCAACUGAGAGCUAAUUAGAAUUGCCGAACCAUCUGGCCCACCUGUCCCAUAAUUGUGGGCUGAUAAAUGCCUAAUCUAGAACCUCUGAAUGUUAACUGGCCAACAAUAUAGACUAUAUCAUUUAUUUCGAAAGAUUCUUUCAACUUUUCUCAUUUCAAUUUCUCUCUAUAUAAUGAAGUACUAUCCACUAUACAUGAAGAUGGUGGGUUUACUUUAUUUCUUCCUUCCUCUCUCCUAAUACUCUCUUCUGUCAAGGCCUUGGCCAUACAAAAUAUUAAGGUUGAGGAAGCUGUCGAUGACUAAGGAAAAAUCUAAAUGAACUGGCUUGUUUGAGAAUCCAACCCAUGAUGCUAGUGUCAGGAACACUCUGAAGACCAUCAGGAAAUGAAAUUAAUCUAGCUUUGGGGGCCUGGGGUGAGAGACAAGCCCAGGCUCUUUGUAUUUCCAGAAGGUGGGAGUCAGUUGGAGCUAAUAAAUUCUGGGUUUUCAUUAGAUCAAACUUCUUUCAAUUCUCCAUCACCACAAUCCCCUUGGGGGUAGCCACCAGGCCUGCUUCAAGAUGAGAUGAGCACCAAGAUGUCAUAAGACAUUUUGGGGACCUACUAGUCACACAUAUUUUUAACUGAUGGCUUUUUCCUGACACUGUGAUGUGCCCAUCUUGCAGCAGAGCCUUUUACCCUGUCUCCAUUGCUCUUUGAGCCUUUCAUAUUGUCAGGUUCUCUUAGACUGGAGGGUAUUUGUGCCGACUUCCUAUCUCGAAGUCUCUCCAGUGAUUUAGAAGUUUACACAAGGUGGGGUGGAAGCGCACUCUUAAUUAGCAUAGAAAAAGUAGGAAUGCAAGCAGGACCUCCACAAAAUGCUGGAGUUCCCAGUUUUAUUCACCGAAGGAGAGAAUCUAUUCAGCUUUCAAGAUUUUAAACACAAAAUCACAUAGAACUUGAUUCUCAAAACAUAGCUUCUUAGCAUAUUAUGCUUAGACUGUCAGAUAAGUUUUUGUCAUUCACAGGCUUUCACCAGAAGAUGAAUUUGUCUCCUAAUAAAUUAGCAACAGAUCAGAUGCAGUGCAGGGACAGAAGUAUGAGAAUGUCAUGGUCCUUGAUAUUUCAGUUACAUUUGUUCUGCAUAAGAUUUAAUGAAAAUUGUAGCAGAGUUUUCUUUGCGGGUACUGCUCCUUUUAAAAUGGAAACAAAAGGUUCCUUUGUUAAGAUUCACCUUUGAUAGCAGGCUGUAGAAAAUGCUGUGUCAAUCUUGACAACUGAGCAAGGCUAUUUUUGUCUCUUCAAGAAUUGGAAGUAAGGUGUUGUGAAAAAGGCAAGAGAGAAUCACAACUUAUGAAGGCUCACUCAGUUCCAUGGCUGGACAUAUUCGUGAAGAAUACUCUUUUAUUUCUACCAAUCUGAUGUCAUACAUGGCUACCGAUGGCAAUACUCUUCAGGUUCCCUUGCGUCAGAAGCCGAGGAAGAAAACUCAAGGUCUUUUCAGGAUGAGUCGGAGGAGGAUAUCAUGUAAAGAUCUGGGACACGCUGACUGCCAAGGAUGGCUGUAUAAGAAAAAGGAAAAGGGAAGUUUCCUAAGCAACAAAUGGAAAAAGUUCUGGGUGGUGCUGAAGGGGUCGUCUCUGUACUGGUAUAGCAAUCAAAUGGCAGAGAAAGCUGAUGGAUUUGUCAACCUGCCUGAUUUCACUGUUGAAAGAGCAUCUGAAUGCAAGAAAAAACAUGCUUUUAAGAUCAGCCAUCCACAGAUCAAGACCUUUUAUUUUGCAGCUGAGAACACGCAGGAAAUGAAUGUGUGGCUAAAUAAACUUGGAUUAGCUGUAAUCCAUCAAGAAUCCACUACAAAGGAUGAAGAAUGUUACAGUGAAAGUGAACAGGAAGAUCCUGAAAUAGCUGCGGAGACACCACCCCCUCCUUACUCAUCCCAGACUCAGUCUCCUUCCCUAUGUGCCGAGGCUGCACAGCGGGCAUCUUCAUCCUCACCCAAAUUGAGUGAAACAUCGUGUUCUUUGUCUUCCCUGGAAAACACAACGAAGACACCCAGCAGUUCUUCUUCCUCCUCCUGUAAAGAAAGACAGUCCUGGCUGGACAUAGUUAACAGUUCAUCUGCUGCUGAAGAUUUGGGACAAUCUAUAACAUUUGCUGUGCAGGUUCAUUCACCUGUCCCCUCAGAGGCAAGCAGUCUCAAGGCCCUGGAAAACAGUUUUGUCACAUCAGAAAGUGGAUUUUUGAACUCUUUAUCUAGCGAUGAUACUUCCUCCUUGAGUAGCAACCAAGACCAUCUAACUGUCCCAGAUAAACCUACUGGAUCAAAGACGAUGGACAGAGAAGAAACAAAAGCAUCUGAAGAUGAUGAAAUGGAAAAGCUCUACAAAUCCUUAGAGCAAGCCAGUCUAUCUCCUCUUGGGGACCGACGACCUUCAACCAAAAAGGAGUUGAGAAAGUCCUUUGUUAAACGGUGCAAAAAUCCAUCCAUAAAUGAGAAACUCCACAAAAUCCGAACUUUGAAUAGCACAUUAAAGUGUAAAGAACACGAUCUGGCCAUGAUUAACCAGUUGCUGGAUGAUCCGAAGCUGACAGCCAGGAAGUACAGAGAGUGGAAAGUCAUGAACACCCUGCUGAUCCAGGACAUCUAUCAGCAGCAGCGGGCCACGCCUGUGCCCGAGGACACCCCCCAGGAACUCAAGAAGCCACCGUCUUCAGCCUGUGUUGAACACUCUAUUUGAGAAAAACCCAGGAUUCUCUCCUCUUAUAUUUUACCACAAGCACCUCUUCAAGAUGUUGCAAGAAAUUACAUUUUUUCCUUCAAAGGAAAAAUGAAACCCAGUCUCUCAAGCAUCAACUCCAUCUCUAAAGAUGAGACUUAGAUGAAGACAGUCAUCAAAUACAGCAGGACUCCUCAUUCCAAUUGUAACACAUCUGUUGACAGUGGAAUGAUUGAAUUCAAUUAGACAGACAUUUUUUGUCUUCCUACUGGGAGCGCACAGCGAUGCUAGGCUCUAGGUGGGAUGUAAGAAAUAUAUCUCCUGUUCCUUGCACUCAUGAGAAUUACAAUAAUCUGUGGACAAAAAUCAAAUUUUACCAGGGAUAAUUAUUCAUAGAAACAUUUUGUUUUCUGAAAGAAGAAUGUACAUGUUCCACCUGGUUGGGUGGCUGGCUGAACACCCCAAAUCAUUUUUUGAGUGGAGGAAUGUUUUCUAAGGCAGCAACUGGAGCAGGACAAUGUGAUAUCGUGGAACAAAUAUUCCUUGCCUUUGGUACGGAAGGGUGGUGCCUUUUCCACUUGUCCAGAAAUACUUCAUAGACAGUGGUACGUGGGAGCCGAAGGAGGAAGCAUGUUCUAUAUUCCACUCACGCGGAGGACAGCUUGGCAUUUUCACACUUUAACCAGGUUGGGGGAUCUGAUUAAUGUUUCUUUUCCUCACAACAGCUAGAGGAAUCUAUCUCCUCACAGGUGGAGACUGCUGCUGCCUCCCAGCUUCCCUACACAGCUAUAGGAGAUAGUUAAGUCUAGUAAGGAAUGUUUGCUGCUUCUGUCCUCGGCUGUGGUGCCUAAUUACAGUUUGAAUUUACAUCUAGGCUUCCCUGGGGUCAAUAUUGACAAGAUGAUUUUGGCAUCUAAGUUGUUUUAAUAUCUUUACUAAAAAAAAAACAACCCCAAAACCACAAAACAAAAACCUCAAAAAACAAAAACAACAAAAGAGUUAAAACAUGAUUGUUUUAUUUUUGUAUGUUUAUGUGUCACUCACUUUGUGUGCUAUGUGAAUAGCUAUCUAUAAUGUUUGUUAUUUAAAUAUAUUUAUAGAUGUUCAAAUUACUAGUCUUUUAAAAGAUGAUAUACUAUUAUAUGUUUUGCUCAGUAUAUACUUGAAGUAUAUACUUUCUGCUUGAGAAGAAUAGAAAUACCGUUGGUUCAGUGGAGCUAUUAUGUUGCACUAUAAUGUAUGAAGAAUGCUCAGGAAAUCUUGUGGGGAAAAUAUUGGGGCAUGUAUUUAUAAUUUUUCAUUUUCUUCUUCCACCUCCUCCCACACCCAACUCUCCCAGAGUUCUUAGAUUUCUCUAUCAUUGGUAAGUUAUUCUCUUAACCAGAAAAGGAUUUUUAGGUUAUUCCUUCUAUUAAAUAAACUUUAAGCUUUAUGCCAUUUAUGCCUAUAAACCUUAGACCAAAUGAAAUAUGACUAAUGUCAUCUUUUACUAAAGAUUAAUAGCAAUUUGGGGGUGUUAAAGAAAUUCCAUAGUGG